This is a messenger RNA of Alnus glutinosa, 2552 nucleotides long. RefSeq names its product beta-xylosidase/alpha-L-arabinofuranosidase 2-like. NCBI's taxonomy places the organism in Eukaryota, Viridiplantae, Streptophyta, Magnoliopsida, Fagales, Betulaceae. The record is from RefSeq and is a predicted model, not a curated record. Gene Ontology annotation, cellular component: plant-type cell wall. Gene Ontology annotation, biological process: xylan catabolic process; arabinan catabolic process. The transcript is spliced from 7 exons. Gene Ontology annotation, molecular function: alpha-L-arabinofuranosidase activity; xylan 1,4-beta-xylosidase activity. The coding region runs from base 53 to 2377 and encodes 774 amino acids.
AUAUAGCCUUUAUUUUUGAAGCUCCCUUUUGAUCGUGUAAAGGUAAGGCACAAUGGCCACUGCUCAAAACAGAGCACCAAAGGUGCCUGUUUUGCUCUGCUUUUCUAUAUACUUCGCUUUGCUUUCUUUGACCUCCAGCCGGGUUUGCGCCCAAUCAUCACCUGUUUUUGCCUGUGAUACUGGGAGCAAUCCGGCGCUGGCGAGCUUCGGGUUCUGUGACAAGUCGUUGGCGAUUGAUCUGAGAGUGGCGGACUUGGUGAAGAGGCUCACAUUGCAGGAGAAGACUCUGUUCUUGGUGAAUACAGCAGGGAGUGUGAGUAGGCUUGGGAUUCCGAAAUAUGAGUGGUGGUCUGAAGCUCUUCAUGGAGUAUCUUACGUGGGUCCGGGGACACGGUUUUCCAAUGUGGUACCUGGAGCUACAAGCUUUCCUCAGGUUAUUCUCACUGCGGCUUCAUUCAAUACUUCUCUGUUCGAAGCCAUUGGAAGGGUAGUUUCGACGGAAGCAAGAGCAAUGUACAAUGUGGGACUAGCAGGCUUGACAUAUUGGUCACCAAAUAUUAACAUUUUUCGAGACCCCAGAUGGGGAAGAGGCCAGGAGACUCCUGGAGAAGACCCAUUGCUGUCGAGUAAAUAUGGAUCAGGUUACGUAAGAGGUCUUCAACAAAAAGAUGAUGGUGACACAAAUGGACUUAAGGUUGCUGCAUGUUGCAAACACUAUACAGCCUAUGAUUUGGACAAAUGGAAAGGGGCCGACCGGUACCAUUUCAAUGCUGUGGUAACACAGCAGGAUUUGGAUGAUACAUUUCAACCACCAUUCAAGAGUUGUGUUAUUGAUGGCAAUGUUGCCAGCGUCAUGUGUUCCUACAACCAGGUUAAUGGUAAGCCAACCUGUGCAGACCCGGACCUCCUCGCCGGAGUCAUCCGAGGCCAAUGGAAAUUAAAUGGAUACAUAGUUUCGGAUUGUGAUUCAGUAGACGUGUUCUACAAUUCCCAACACUACACCAAGACACCAGAGGAGGCUGCAGCCAAAGCUAUAUUGGCAGGAUUGGAUCUCAACUGUGGAUCUUUCCUAGGCAAACACACAGAAGCUGCUGUAAAAGGAGGACUUCUUGCUGAGGCAGCUGUUGACAAGGCCAUCUCAAACAAUUUUGCUACUCUAAUGCGACUUGGGUUCUUUGAUGGUGACCCAAGCAAGCAACUUUACGGCAAACUAGGUCCAAAAGAUGUGUGUACGCCAGAGCACCAGGAACUGGCCCGUGAAACUGCUAGGCAAGGGAUAGUGCUGCUUAAGAACAGUCCAGGGUCUCUGCCUUUGUCUCCUACUGCCAUCAAAUCCUUGGCAGUAAUUGGCCCCAACGCCAAUGUCACAAAAACCAUGAUUGGAAACUAUGAAGGCACGCCAUGCAAAUACACAACUCCUUUGCAAGGUCUGACAGCCUCAGUCGCGACAACUUAUCAACCCGGCUGCUCGAAUGUGGCCUGUGGCACUGCACAGGUAGAUGAUGCUAAGAAAAUAGCAGCCUCAGCAGAUGCCACUGUACUUGUAGUGGGUGCAGAUCUAUCUAUCGAAGCAGAGGAUCGUGACAGGGUCGACCUCAAUCUUCCAGGUCAACAGCAACUUUUAGUAACAGAAGUUGCAAAGGCAUCUAAGGGACCAGUAAUUCUUGUUAUAAUGUCUGGAGGGGGCAUGGAUGUCUCAUUUGCAAAAAGUGAUGAUAAAAUCACAAGCAUCCUAUGGGUUGGUUACCCUGGACAAGCUGGAGGAGCUGCCAUAGCUGAUGUAAUUUUUGGGUAUUUUAAUCCAAGUGGAAGACUACCGAUGACAUGGUAUCCGCAAUCAUUCGCAGACAAGGUCCCCAUGACAAACAUGAACAUGAGACCCGAUCCUUCCACCGGCUACCCUGGCCGGAGCUACAGGUUCUACACCGGCGAAACCGUUUAUUCCUUUGGAGAUGGAUUAAGCUAUUCCAGUUUCAAACACCACCUAGCUCAAGCACCUAAGCUAGUUUCCAUUCCCUUAGAAGAGGGCAACAUUUGUCACUCCUCAAGAUGUAAGUCAUUAGAUGUUGUUGAACAAAGUUGUCAAAACUUGGGUUUUGAUAUACAUCUGAGAGUUAAAAACAUGGGAACGAUGGGUGGAAGCCAUACUGUUUUCUUAUUCUCUUCUCCUCCAUCAAUGCACAACUCCCCCCAGAAGCACUUGCUGGGAUUUGAGAAGGUCAUCUUGCCGGCGCGAACGGCAACCCUGGUCAGGUUCAAGGUGGAUGUUUGCAAGGACUUGAGUGUGGUUGAUGAGCUUGGAAGCCGGAAAAUUGCCUUGGGACAACAUGUGCUUCAUGUUGGGAGCUUGAAACACUCAUUGAGUGUGAGGAUUUGAAUCAAAUCACCAAUUACUCUGCAUUUCAAAUGAAAAUUGAGCUGAUUAAGGCAUUUCAAAAUGGAAAAAUGAACUAUGAAUAAGCUGAGAGGGUUGUAACAGUUCUCUCAACAAUUUCAUAUAGCCAAAUUGUUCAGAAUCAAAUUUUGGAAAUCCAAAUGAACAUUUGUGUUUU